AUGAGAAACUGGAUGAUAGUUUCUAAAAUUUGUGGAUUCGUCUGCGUUUUGAUGGGCCUUGAGUUAGAAAUGAGAAAUUUGGAGGGUUUAAAAAGAGAAAAAGGCUGCAUUGUAGUUUCUAACCAUCAAAGUUCAUUAGACGUCUUGGGAUUGUUCAAAAUAGGACAAUUAAUCAACAAUAAUUGCGGAAUUGUCGCGAAAAAAGAACUAUUUUACAUUUGGCCUCCUGGAUUAGUCCUUUGGCUUUGCGGAUCUAUUUUUAUCGACAGAAAAAAUCCCGACAAAGCUAGAACAGAGUUGAAUGCAGUUUCUGAGAAGGUUAGAAAGGAAAAUAUAAAGCUCUGGAUCUUCCCCGAAGGCACAAGAAGAAAUAACGGGAAGAUUAAUUCAUUCAAAAAAGGCGCCUUUCACAUGGCUGUUAAUGCGAAGCUUGAUAUUAUUCCGGUUAUAUUUUCUUCUUACUAUUUUUUGGAGAACAAGAAGCGAUUUGACUCCGGCAAGAUUAUUAUUACUGCACUUCCCGCAGUUUCUACUGAGAAUUCUUCCCUUGAAGAAGUUAUGGAUAAAGUUCAUUUUAUGAUGGAGGAAAUUUUUCAAUCUACGUCUGCUGAAACUAAACUAGCAGUUAAGUCGUGA
This is a messenger RNA of Cotesia glomerata, 636 nucleotides long. Its product is annotated as 1-acyl-sn-glycerol-3-phosphate acyltransferase alpha-like. NCBI's taxonomy places the organism in Eukaryota, Metazoa, Arthropoda, Insecta, Hymenoptera, Braconidae. Bases 1 to 636 code for a protein of 211 amino acids. Gene Ontology annotation, biological process: phosphatidic acid biosynthetic process. Gene Ontology annotation, cellular component: membrane; endoplasmic reticulum. The record is from RefSeq and is a predicted model, not a curated record. Gene Ontology annotation, molecular function: 1-acylglycerol-3-phosphate O-acyltransferase activity. The transcript has a single exon.